CAACGCGCUCCUUCUCCUGGUGCCGGCGCCAACUUUGCUUCCAACAACCCCUUCCGCCGUGCUGCCUCUCCUCUGCCUUCUCCCGACCACAGAAUGUCGAACAAUCCAUUUCUCGACCCUCCAGCCCCGCAGCGACAGGGGCCUUCAGACGCUUUUACUGAGGACAUUUUUAAGGAUCUGUCGUUGCUCGACAAGCCUGGUUCAGGAGCUCCUUCUGCACCUCGCAGCAAUGGACUCCCUCGAACAGGCACCAUGCCAACCCAACACCGACCCGCACGCUCACAGGAAGAUGACCCUCGCCGACGCGGCCCCGCUCCUCCGCGAGGUCCUCCACGUCCUUCUAAGGAAAACGCUCUAGACAUUUUUGCCAGCCCACCCAAAGUCGAGAGUAGACGUGUUCGUCGCAACUCAGAAUCGUCAAUCUUGGACACUAAGGAGGAAGACAGGAGAAGAAGAGAGCGACGCAAAGAGCGUGAAGAACGUCGCGAGAAGGAGGGACGAACCAAGGAUGGAAAAUCAAGAUCGACCAGGAAGCCUCAGGGACUGGAUCUCAUUGACAAGCUCGAUGUCACCGGUAUCUACGGUCAAGGACGUAAGUGCCAUNUUUUCCACCACGACGGACCUUUCGAUGCAUGCAACCCCCAUCGCAACCGUAAGAAGGAUGUUCGUGCCCCUAUGCAAGCAUUCCCUGCAGACUCGGCCAACAACGCUUUGGGUGGAUCUGGUCCUUUGAACAAGAACAUCGACCUCGACAGGUUUCAUGGACGUGGCGAGGAUGCUUUCAAUGAUUAUUCUCAAUCUCGCGUGCAGGCACCUACCAAACACGUACAAUCCUUCAACCCUGCCGAUCGCGUCGAACAGAUCCAUACUUCGGAAUCGGUUGGUCUAGGAACUUCAACUUUCCUCGAGGGCGCUCCCGCUUCGAGGAAGGACCUCCAACGCCGGGAGUCUGAGACCGAAACUUCUGCUUUCCCAGGAGGCAGUCUGACCCGCAAGAAGUCGCUCGCUGUGCGUCUCAGAGGACUCUCGCAAAACCGCAACAAUGUAACCUCACCUGACGGAAACUACGGCCCCAUGUCCCCGAACAGUCCUGGCCAAGUGCAAAGUGCAGGAGGCAGAACCCGUAUUGCAGGUAGCAGCAAGGAAAGCAACCCCUUCUUCUCCGAAUACAACGAUGCAUACGAGAAGAAGGGCGCAACCAUUCGCUACGCUGAAGAAACAAAGGGCGGCCGAGCAAGAGCACCAAGCUCGCCUCACCGAAACGGUCUUACUAGAAGUAUCACCGCAGACAGCGUGCCGUCCGCCGCAGCAAAUGACGUACCUGAGAAGAGCAGCGGAGGCGGGUUCCUCAACCGCAUGAAGAGUUUGAAGGGUGGGCGCAGAGCAAGACCCGAGAGAAGGGGGUCU
This is a messenger RNA of Aureobasidium musti, 1407 nucleotides long. Lineage: Eukaryota; Fungi; Ascomycota; Dothideomycetes; Dothideales; Saccotheciaceae. The record is from the annotation of a GenBank genome assembly.